Cheilinus undulatus (humphead wrasse) is the source of this 18204-nucleotide messenger RNA. It is a transcript of the gene celsr3, whose product is annotated as cadherin, EGF LAG seven-pass G-type receptor 3. The record is from RefSeq and is a predicted model, not a curated record. Gene Ontology annotation, molecular function: calcium ion binding; G protein-coupled receptor activity. Gene Ontology annotation, biological process: cell surface receptor signaling pathway; homophilic cell-cell adhesion; G protein-coupled receptor signaling pathway. The transcript has 37 exons. The coding region runs from base 1 to 11919 and encodes 3972 amino acids. Gene Ontology annotation, cellular component: plasma membrane. Lineage: Eukaryota; Metazoa; Chordata; Actinopteri; Labriformes; Labridae.
AUGGCUGCACCGCUACCGGGCUUCACCCCGCUCCUGCUCUCCUCUCUGGCACUCCACCUGCUUCUCCUCGGCCCUUUGUUCGCCCUCACCCCGGGGACGGGGAAUACAGGAGGGGCUUCCCACCGGUGGACCCCGGGCCUCUGCUAUCGAGACGCCGGUAAACUGAGCCAGCAGCUUCAGCAGCACCAGUGUGAGAGAGCAGGGGAGUCGCCGAGGGGCAGCUGGAAUCUACGCCCAAGCAGGUGCGCCGUAGAGCGGAUACAGUGUGGAGGAUGCUCUGGAGUGCAGCGUGCAGGGGGAGGAUAUCACCGGGAUGGGACACGGAGGGAGAGACUUAAAGAAGAAGGGACGUUAUGGAGGAGUGGAAACGGCCUCCCGGCUCCACAAACACCUCCUCCUCCUCCUCCUCCUCCUCCUCUCCAUCCAGGUAUAAGGAGCAAGUCGAGCUCUGAUGGCGUCGGCGCAGGAGAGGGAGUGGAAAGAGUGAGGAUGAGGAGGAAGGGCGUUGUUUCGCCUCCCGCCUCACCUGCUUUCACCUCCUCGCCGGUUCAAAACGGGAAAAAACGGGCAGUACAAAGGACUAGAGUGUGCGCGCAACGGUGGCCGGCGUCGAGGCCACACCUCGCCAAACGUGGCGCCGCUAAAGCCUUUGUGCACGCCUGUGGCCUGUGCCGGGCACCCGGAAGUGGUAAAAGGAGAGUGGAGAGGGCUCGUGAGGUGAGGAUGCUCUCAGCUACAUGGUGCUCCUUAACAGCAGGGCGUCUUUACGGGUCAAUUCACGAAAAACAAACCAGGAACAUCACUCUUGGCACAUUUCCAACCUAUCUCUCUUGUUGCUUUCACCCUCGUUAUGGAUACAGUUCACUUCACUGUCAGGCUUCAAACUACACCUUCAAAUCCAGCAACAAACCAGGCUGCAUCAAGACAUCAGAUUUGGAUCUUCAUUUAUCAGGCUGUUAUUCCUCUCAGACUGACUUCACAGAUAAAAUUCACAGGAACAGCAAAGCUCGGGAUGCUGAUGAGGGCUCAUCCAGCUUGGACAGGAGGGCUGGUAAUUGUUCUCAUUUAGGCAGGCACAAUGUUAUCGAUCUGAGCAGCAUUAGAGAGGGGGGUGAUGAUAGCAGUUUGACUGGGUGCAUGAGGGGGAGAAGAGGGGGUGAGGAGGAGGAAGAGAGGGAGGGGUGGAGAAGUAGUGCACGGGCAGUGAUUAACCCCAACAUCAGGACACACCUAGAUUACUGUGGACUCCUUGACUUGGCUUCAACAGCAACAUGUAACAGUUCCAGGCUUGUAGAUGAGAAAAGGGAGGGAAAAGAGGGAGGGAUGAACCAGAGCAGCAAAUACAUUAAUUUAUCCAAUUAUCCGGAUAAUGAUUUGGCUUUUCCGAUUCUGACUUUUUCUUGUAGGGCUGAUAAUGAGCUUCAGCAGGGGAAAUUAGUACCAGCAACCAGAGGGCAGGGCAGUCCAACACGGGGAGAAAGUAGGGAGGUUCCCGGUGGUUGCUUUGCUUGUUUGGAGAAGGGGGAUGGUUAUGCUGCGUUUAUGGCCCCGGAGGGAGGCAUAGCUCAGAGGAAUGUCCUCAUCCAAUUUACCCCCAGCAUAACAGAGAAGCAUGGCCAACAUUUUCUGUCUUGGAAAAGCGCAAUUCCUGAAAUCAAGUCAAAAUAUCCUGCCUCGGGAGCCAGCGCGCCUCGUCUUUACGCAGAAAGUGUGAAACUCUCCAAAGCGCCUCGUCUCUCUGCUGAAAAAGUAACUUCAGGAACAGAGUCUGCUGGUGACUCAGUGCUUUUCUCGCCUGCUAAGUUUCCUGGUGAUGUGUCAGCCUCGUCUCACUCAGCAGCAGCAAUUAAAACACUUCUUUUCACUCGUGAUCACACCGUAAUAAAACACUCGGAUGUUAACCUGACCACAUGGCAAAGUGGCUCCACGCACUCCUCCCCUCAAGACAAGAUUUCAGCACCACGGACAGCUUCCUUUAACUCUCAGCGUGUCUAUUUGUGGAGCAAAUUUAACACAAAUAGUAAUAAUAAUAAAAACGAGGCUAGUAAAGAGAUAAAAGGACAAAGUCAUGAGUCUGGAUUAGAGCAGUCGCAGUGGCAUGGUCAAAAAGAACAGCAGGACCUAUGGGAGAGCGCGUUGCAAGAGAUGGCACACGCAGGGUGCGCUGACAGCAUCUCCACAGACUGUUCAGCUACAGAACAGGGGGACCACGCACAUAUGCAAUUAAAAUCCGGUAAGCAAGUGCCAUUAGAGCUAGAAGGUGUCAGACACUCAGAUAGGCAGCAGAUGGGGGAUGAGGGAGAGAGGGAGGGAGAAGGCAUGGAGGGGUCCGCCGCUGUUGCUGCUGCUGCUGCUGCUGUUGGGGGAGGGAAAUUACAGGUGGGGGUGGGAGAGAGAGAGGCGCGGCUCAUGGCAGGGAGAGGACCAAGGGGAGAGGAGCAAAAGGAGGAGGAGGUGUGGGAGAGGGAGAGGGGAAUAACAAAGGCAAGCCGAGCUGAGGAGGGAGAGGCAGAGGGAGGGAAGGGUCAGGACAGGGGCAGUAGCAUCAGCACCAUCACAAAAACACAUAGCGAAAGAGGGAGAAAAGAGAGCCAGGGAGAUGAAAGCCACGAGGUAGGAGAGGGGGAGGAGAGGGGGGAAGAGGAGGAAGAGGAGAGGCACAGUUCAAGGGGAGAGAGGAGUCUGGAGCGGCUGAUAAUAGUAGCAGAUGAUGAAACCUCACAUGGAGAUCGAGGGAGGAAGAUUCUGAUGCCAUGGCCUCGCUUUAGACGUGCAGCCAACAGACACCCCCAUUUCUCCCAGUAUAACUUCCAAGUCCAAGUAGCUGAAAACCAGCCACCAGGCACCUCAGUCAUUGUCAUGUCAGCCUCAGAUCCAGAUGCAGGCGAUGCCGGAAGGGUUAGCUACUCUAUGGCCCCACUCAUGAACAGCAGAUCAUCUGACUACUUCCACAUCCACCCUGACACAGGCCUCAUCACAACCACUCAGAUUCUAGACAGAGAACACAUGGACUUGCACUACUUCCGGGUCACAGCGACAGACUUUGGCGCCUCUCGCCUCUCUGGCACCACUAUGGUGGCCAUUACUGUCUCAGACCGGAAUGAUCACUCUCCUAUUUUUGAGCAGGCAGAGUACAGGGAGACGAUCAGGGAGAACGUGGAGGAGGGGUAUCCCAUCUUACAGCUCAGAGCGACUGAUAUGGACUCCCCAUCCAAUGCCAAUAUCCGCUACCGCUUUGUGGGGGACUCAGCUGUCAUUGCAAGAGCAGCCUUCGAGAUUGACCCUCGCUCUGGCCUUAUUACCACCCGUGGAGCAGUGGACCGGGAAACAAAUGAGCACUAUACACUCCAAGUGGAGGCCAGCGACCAGGGGAAGGAGCCAGGGCCUCGCUCUGCUACUGUCAAAGUUUUCAUCACUGUUCUAGAUGAAAAUGAUAAUGUGCCACAGUUCAGUGAAAAGCGCUAUGUAGUAGCAGUGAAAGAGGAUGUUCGACCUCACUCUGAGAUUCUUCGAGUAAGUGCCACAGAUCGAGACAAGGACAGCAAUGCUGCUGUUCACUAUAACAUCAUCAGCGGUAACAGCCGUGGACAGUUUUCCAUCGAUAGUGUCACAGGGGAGAUUCAUGUUGUGGCACCUUUGGACUAUGAAGCAGAGCGAGAGUACACGCUCCGUGUUCGUGCACAGGACAAUGGACGACCACCUCUUUCUAACAACACUGGUAUUGUCAGUGUUCAAGUGACAGAUGUCAAUGAUAACCCACCAAUCUUUGUCUCCACACCAUUCCAGGCGUCUGUGCUUGAGAGCGCCCCAGUUGGUAGUUCCAUCCUCCACAUUCAGGCCAUUGAUACUGACUCUGGUGAUAACGCCCGCCUGGAGUACAGGUUAACUGGCACCAGCUCUGACACGCCAUUCAUCAUUAACUCUGCAACAGGCUGGGUCACCGUGAAGUCUAUUCUGGACCGAGAAUCUGUGGAGCACUACUUCUUCGGUGUAGAGGCCAGGGAUUAUGGCAUGCCCCCACUUUCUGCUACAGCAAGUGUCACAAUAACAGUGAUGGAUGUUAAUGACAACCGCCCAGAGUUCCUUCAAAAGGAGUACUAUGCUCGCCUGAAUGAGGAUGCGGCAGUUGGCACUAGUGUAGUGACUGUAACAGCUGUAGAUCGUGAUGUGAACAGUGCUGUGACUUAUCAGAUAACAGGAGGAAACACCAGAAAUCGCUUCGCCAUCAGCACAGCAGGAGGGGCUGGGCUUCUGUCCUUAGCCCUCCCACUGGACUACAAACAAGAGCGGAGAUAUGUUCUGACAGUCACAGCUUCAGAUCGCACUCUGCAUGACACUUGUCAGGUGCACAUCAACAUCACUGAUGCUAACACUCACCGCCCUGUAUUCCAGAGUGCACACUACUCUGUCAGUGUGAAUGAAGACCGACCACCAGGAAGCACUGUAGUUGUGAUCAGUGCAACAGAUGAUGAUGUUGGUGAAAACGCUCGGAUCACAUACUUCCUGGAGGACAACAUCCCACAGUUCCGCAUUGACAGCGCCACAGGGGCUAUAACCCUCCAGGCGGAGCUCGACUAUGAGGACCAGAUGACCUACACAUUGGCUAUAACAGCUAAAGACAAUGGCAUACCACAGAAAUCAGACACAACUUAUGUUGAAGUGAAUGUGAAUGAUGUGAACGAUAAUGCACCUCAGUUCCUCAGCCCUAGAUAUCAGGGAACAGUGAGUGAAGACGCCCCUCCUUUCACAAGUGUCCUCCAAAUCUCAGCCACCGACCGCGAUGCUCACGCCAACGGUCGUGUUCAGUACACCUUCCAAAAUGGUGAGGAUGGAGACGGGGACUUUACUAUUGAACCUACAUCUGGAAUUGUAAGAACAGUUCGGCGCUUGGAUCGUGAGAGCGUUCCAUUCUAUGAGCUCACAGCCUACGCUGUGGAUCGUGGUGUGCCCCCUCAGAGAACCCCUGUCCACAUCCAAGUGACAGUCCUAGAUGUGAAUGAUAAUGCCCCAGUCUUCCCUGCUGAUGACUUUGAGGUUUUAGUGAAGGAAAAUAGUGCUGUUGGCUCCGUAGUUGCCCAGAUCACAGCCACCGACCCUGACGAGGGUGCCAAUGCUCAGAUCAUGUACCAAAUCGUGGAAGGAAACAUCCCUGAGAUCUUCCAGAUGGACAUUUUUUCUGGGGAGCUCACUUCUCUCAUUGAUCUGGACUAUGAAACCCGUAAUGAGUAUGUCAUCGUAGUCCAGGCCACCUCAGCGCCCCUUGUCAGCCGAGCUACUGUUCGUAUCCGACUGGUCGACCAGAAUGACAACAAGCCUACUCUUCAGGACUUCCAAAUCAUCUUCAACAACUUUGUGUCCAACCGCUCCAACAGUUUCCCCAGCGGAGUAAUUGGGAAAGUACCCGCCCACGAUCCCGAUGUGUCAGACAGGCUGUACUACACCAUCGACAGAGGGAAUGAGCUUCACCUGCUGCUCCUGAAUCACACCAGUGGGGAGAUCCGACUGAGCCGAAAACUGGAUAACAACAGGCCGCUGGUGGCUCCCAUGCUGAUCACCGUCACAGAUGGCGUCUACAGCAUUUCAGCCCAAUGUGUUUUGCGUGUCCUCAUCAUCACAGAGGACAUGCUGGGCAGCAGUGUCACCGUCCGCCUCCAGAACAUGUCUCAGGAACAUUUUCUAUCACCACUGCUGGGCAACUUCCUGGAGGGCGUGUCAGCGGUGCUCUCUGUGCCCGUGGAGGAUGUUUUUAUCUUCAACAUCCAGCCAGACCUGGAUGCCGCACCAGGAGGGAUCCUGAAUGUCAGCUUCUCUGCAGCACUGCCAGGCGGACUCUUCUUUCCGUCUGAGGCCCUGGAGGAGCAGCUGUACCUGAACAGGCCCAGGCUGACGUCACUGACGCAGAUGGAGGUUCUACCAUUUGACGACAAUGUGUGUUUGCGUGAGCCAUGCCAGAACUACAUGAAGUGCAUUUCGGUGCUGCGCUUCAACAGCUCCGCUCCCUUCAUUUCCUCACCCUCCAUCUUGUUCCGACCAAUCCAUCCAAUCGCAGGCCUUCGCUGCCGCUGCCCUGUUGGAUUCACGGGUGAUUACUGUGAGACAGAGAUCAACCUGUGUUACUCCAACCCCUGCCUGAAUGGAGGAGUCUGUGCCCGCAGAGAGGGAGGGUACACUUGUAUCUGUCGGGAAGACUUCAGUGGUGACAGAUGUGAGUUUGAUCGGCGGCAGGGCAGGUGUGUGCCAGGGGUGUGUCGCAAUGGAGGGACAUGUCGGGAGCUUUCUGGUGGGGGUUUCCGCUGUGAGUGUCCUGCAGGAGGCUAUGAGCGUCCAUACUGCACAGUCACUGCUCGAUCUUUCCCACCCAAGUCCUUCGUCAUGUUCAGGGGCCUCAGACAGAGAUUUCAUCUCUCCAUCUCUCUAACUUUUGCCACCUUGGAGAACAGUGGACUUCUCUUCUAUAAUGGCCGCUUCAAUGAGAAACAUGACUUCAUUGCAUUGGAGAUCCAAGAUGGACAAGUGGUGCUCAAAUAUUCCACAGGUGAAUCAUCCACUCAGGUGAAUCCCUUCCUGCCAGGUGGUGUGAGUGAUGGAAACUGGCAUACUGUUCAUAUCCACUACUACAACAAGCCAGCUACACGCUAUCCCAAACGAAGUAUGACUGGAGAGGCCCAGGGUCCAUCAGAUGAGAAGAUUGCUGUAGUGAGCAUUGACGACUGUGAUACAGCAUUGUCACUACGCUUUGGUACACAGCUGGGAAAUUACAGCUGUGCUGCACAAGGCAAACAGACCAGCAGCAAAAAAUCAUUGGACCUAACUGGUCCGUUGUUUCUGGGCGGAGUCCCCAAUGUACCAGACAACUUUCCGUUUGGCACUAGAGAGUUUAUCGGCUGUAUGAAGGAGCUGCACAUUGAUAACAAGCCGCUGGACUUGGCUGGAUUCAUCGCUAAUAAUGGGACAAUUCCUGGCUGCAGUGCCAAGCUCCCCUUCUGUAAGUCCAACCCCUGCCAGAACGGAGGAACCUGCAGGGUGAGCUGGGAGACUUUUUCCUGUGACUGCCCCUUGGGAUACGGAGGGAAGGACUGCAGUCAUGUGAUGCCACAUCCUCAUCGCUUCCUGGGUAACAGUGCCCUGUGGUGGGACCUGAAGAAUGAUGUGACAAUCUCCACGCCCUGGUAUCUUGGUCUAGUGUUCAGGACCAGAGCGAGAGAGGGAACCUUACUGCAGGCUCAGGCUGGCCAAUAUACCAGCCUGCUCUUCCAAGUGAUAAAUGGUCAGCUUGUCUUCUCUGUGGCCCGCGGCUCAACCAGACCAGUACGUUUGCGUUUGGAUCAGGUUCAGGUGGCAGACGGCCGCUGGCAUGACCUCCAGCUGGAGCUGCGAGAUGUUCGCAGUGGACGUGAGACUCGCUACGUUGCCACCCUACGGCUUGACUUUGGACUAUAUCAGGGAACAGUGAUAGUGGGAAAUGAGAUUCAUGGUUUGAAGGUGAAACAUCUGCAUGUGGGAGGAGUGCUUGGCUCUGGAGAGGUUCAAAACGGGAUAAGAGGAUGCAUACAGGGUGUUCGAUUGGGUGUCAGGCCAGAUGCACCUCCGCUUCCCCGCCCAAGCAGAGCUGUCAAAGUAGAGACUGGCUGCAAUGUUGGCAACCCUUGCGUCUCAUCUUCUUGCCCUAUCCACAGCCACUGUUCAGAUCAAUGGGAGCGCCACACCUGUAUCUGUGAACCAGGUUACUACGGGAGAGGCUGCACCGAUGCAUGCCAUCUGAACCCAUGUGAAAACGAGGCCCAGUGCCACAGGAAGUCCACCUCUUCCCAUGGAUACAUCUGUGACUGUGGAGACAACCACUAUGGACAGUACUGCCAGCACAGAAUUGAUCACCAGUGCCCCAGGGGCUGGUGGGGAUCUCCGACCUGCGGGCCGUGCCACUGUGACACCAAUAAAGGCUUCGACCCCAACUGUAACAAGACCAAUGGACACUGUCACUGCAAAGAGUUUCAUUAUCAUCUGCGAGGCUCUGACACCUGUCUGCCAUGUGACUGCUACCCUGUGGGUUCCUUCUCGCGGUCAUGUGACCCAGAAACAGGCCAGUGCCAAUGUAGGCCAGGUGUGAUUGGUCGCCAGUGCAACUCAUGUGACAACCCCUUUGCUGAGGUCACAAAUUCAGGCUGCGAGGUCAUUUAUGAUGGGUGUCCAAAGACCAUCACUCAGGGGAUCUGGUGGCCUCGGACCAAGUUUAACCUGCCUGCCGCAGUGCCCUGUCCCAAAGGAUCUGUCGGUGCAGCCAUCAGACACUGUGAUGUGGAGAGAGGAUGGCUGGAGCCAGACCUUUACAACUGUACCUCACCUCCUUUUGUGGAGCUCAAUGCUGCGCUUGAUUCUCUGGAGCGCAAUGAAACAGAACUGAACACCAUCAUGGAGAAGAAACUGGCUCACCAGCUACGUGAUGUCACUGAAGCAACCUCUCGUCUUUAUGGCAAUGACUUGCAGAUCGCUGAACGGCUGCUGUCCCGCCUCCUCACCUUUGAGACCCAACAGAGUGGCUUUGGACUCACUGCCACUCAGGAUGCACAUUUCAAUGAGAAUAUUGUACGGGGCUGCAGUGUACUGUUGGGUCCUAGCACCACUGGACUUUGGCGGGCUCUUGCUCAGAGUCAGAACCACAUUCCAGGUGGUGGUCCGGGUGAGCUGACGGAGCUUCUGGAUCAAUACGCCCAGAAUCUAGCCCAGAACAUGAAGCUCACCUACCUCAACCCUGUGGCACUGGUUGCUCCAAACAUUGUCAUGAAUCUUGAUCGUGUGGAAAACCAUACUCAUGUUCGUCGGCGUUUCCCACGGUACCACACCACCCUGUUUCGUGGCCAGGCUCUAUGGGAUCCCUACACUCAUGUGAUACUACCCCCCGCUGCUCUGGUGCCACAACGCCAGCAACAACACAGCUGGAAGGAGAAGGAGCGAACAGAGAAAGAACCUGCAGCCCCACAGAACACUGCCUCCGCCCCUGUCAGUAUCUCAGCCAAUCAGACAGGAGAGCACACUGCAGCGAGGCGCGCUGUUUCGAUGCCUGAGCAGCCCAUCACCAUUGUCAUCUUGCUGAUCUAUCGCAGUCUGGGUGCUGCCCUCCCUCCCAAGUACCACACAGACAGACGAGGAGUGAGACUUCCCAGGCAUCCAGUAAUGAACUCCCCCGUGGUCAGUAUCUCUGUCUUCAACAACCAGACGUUUGUGGCUGGUCAUUUAGACCAGCCCAUCCUGCUUGAGUUCAAGCUUCUGGAGACAGCAAAUCGCAGCAAACCAUUGUGUGUGCAGUGGAACCACAGCAGCCAGUAUGAGAUAGGUGGUUGCUGGACAGUCAGGGACUGUAUGGUGGUGUACAGGAACACGUCUCAUGUCCGCUGUCAGUGCCAGAGAUUGGGCACAUUUGGCGUACUGAUGGACAGUUCACACCGAGAGCAGCUGGAGGGAGAUCUUGAGACGCUGGCCUUGGUUACCUACUCCUCUCUCUGCGUCUCCAUGCUGGCCCUCCUUCUCACUGUCAUGGUGCUCUCCUGCCUCAGAGGCCUCAAGUCCAACACCAGGAGCAUCCAUUCAAACACAGCAGCGGCCAUGUUUCUAUCUGAACUGGUGUUUCUACUUGGAGUCAAUCAGACUGAACAACAGUUCCUGUGCACAGUUGUUGCUAUCUUGCUGCAUUACUUCUUCAUGUCCACAUUUGCCUGGAUGUUUGUGGAGGGCCUUCAUAUCUACCGCAUGCAGACUGAGCAACGUAACAUCAACUUUGGUGCUAUGAGGUUCUACUAUGCCAUCGGCUGGGGCGUUCCUGCUAUUAUCACAGGCUUGGCAGUUGGUUUAGACCCAGAGGGUUACGGGAACCCGGACUUCUGUUGGAUUUCUAUUUAUGACAAACUCAUCUGGAGCUUUGCUGGUCCUAUAGCCAUCGUCAUUCUGAUGAAUGGCGGGAUUUUCAUGAUUGUAGCAAAGAUGUCCUGCAAUCCCUCUCAGAAGGAGACCAAGAAGCUCCCAGUCAUUGCUACAAUUCGCAAUGCCUUUAUGCUUCUGCUAGUAGCCACCUCCACCUGGCUGUGUGGUCUAAUGGCUGUGAACAACAGCAUCCUUGCUUUCUACUACAUUUUCAAUGUCCUCUGCUUGGUGCAGGGUCUGUCUGUGAUGCUGGUCUUCACUGUGUUCAACUCAGAGGUUCAGGAGGCCUGGAGUGUUGCCUGUUUAGGAAAAAAGAGCCCAGGAGAAGACCCACCAAGACCACCUCAGAACACUGCUCAGAACCCCUAUCACAACGCAUCCCUGUUGGAGCAGAGCGGGCUGCACCGUAUCACACUGGGAACCUCCACCAUCUCCUCUGUCAGCUCUGCCAGGGAGAAUCUUUUGGCUCGUCAGACUCUGGAGCAAAACAUCGUCCACACUGGAGCCACAGACCUGGAUGUGGCCAUGUUCCACAGAGAUGGAGGUGAGGAUUCAGACUCAGACUCAGACCUCUCCAUGGAGGAGGAGCGCAGUCUCUCCAUUCCCUCCUCUGAGAGCGACGACAACGUCAGACUACGUGGGCGGAUCCAGCGGCGAUUCAAACGCUCCAAUCACAGUGAGCGUCUGCUCACUGAGACAACUCACAAUGGCACCAAAGAUCUGGAUGGCAAUGACCUUCUGUCCUAUUGGCCGGCUUUGGAGGAGUGUGAGACGCACACGCUGCAGAAGUGGGGCUCAGAACGACCUCUGGGAGGAGAUUACAGCAAAGAUGCUGCCAACAACAACCAGCCUGAUGCAGCGCUGACCAGUGGGGAUGAGAGCGGCCUCACCCAGCCACACAGGCACCGCAAGGGUAUCCUGAAGAAUCGUCUUGGCUGUCCCCCAGCCCUUCAGGGUCUUGCCACCAUGGGUCGGGUCCCCAGUGAGCUCAACUGGUACCGGACCUCUACUUUAGGACACCGAGGUGUUCCUGCAGCAUCAUAUGGUCGUAUGUACUCUGCCACAGCAGGCGCCAGUGGAGGUUCUGGUUCUCUAUCUCAACCUGCUUCCCGCUACUCCUCCCGGGAGCAUCUGGACUCUCUGUCUCGAAGGCAGCUGUCCAGAGAUCCACUAGGAAGGCAGACGGUCGGGGGAUCGAGGGAUCGCCUAGACUCCCGUGGUUCUAGAGACAACCUGGAUCUUUUACCUAGGAGAAGAGAGCUGGGGCUGGGGCCAGGAGCAGGACUAGGGGGCCUGAGUCUGGAUCAUCAGCGAGUGUCUUCAUCCAGGGAGAACUUGACAGGAUCCAGGGACAGGCUGGACAACCACCACACAGGCAGCAUCCACGCCUCCAGAGAGGACCUGAGUGGAAACGGAGCAGGGGGAGCAGGGAUGGAGGGAUACCUUAGUGGAUCCAGGUCACAUUUGAACUCACUAACUAGGCGGCAGGCCUCAUCCAGGGAGCACCUUGGGGGAGCACUGAUGAGCAGUAGGUCCAGAGAGCAGCUGGAGACAAACGGAGUCGGAGCUCAGGCUCAGCCGUGUCGGGAGUGGCUUCGCACUCUGCCUCCUCGACAGCCCUCUCAUCCUGACCAGCCUCUGUCCUCUUCCCCUCCACCCCCCAUUUCCGAGGAGCCCCAAGAGCCACCCCCUGCUCCGCCUCACAUCAGAGGACGACUGGACUCAGCACCUCCAUGUAGGUACCCUGGUCAGGUUCCUCAGGCUGCAGGUCCAAAUCCAAACCCUCUGGGUCGGCAGCCAUCCAGUGAACAUCUGGAUAUUUUGUCCUCCAUCCUGGCAUCCUUCAGUUCCACUGUCCUAACUCCUCCUCCCCCUGGCUCUAACCCUGGGCCUAAUGGCUCUGCCCAUGGACCCUCCCUUUCUCCAUCUCAGUCUGCCACCUCCCACAGUGUUUCUGAAGUCUCUCCUGACUCUGAAGCCAACAGAAGUGAAGGACAGUCUUGAUGACAGCCUCCGUGUCCCUUUAUUCAUUGUGACAGUACUUGGAACACAAGGGACGAAAGCAAAGGUCAUGGAUGGCCUCAAACCACUGGGACACUCUGGGCCAUCAGAGGACUACAAACAAACUUGGACAGAGGAGACGCUGUGUUGGAAAGAAAGUAAGACUGAGGAAGUGUCCAGAAGCUUGUGGGCCAUUUGUACUCUAUAAAGUUUUAAAGUCCCACUGCCUUCGAUGAUGACAAGGUUACUUCAGAUGAUGAGUGUCCAACCUCUACUACCUACAACAAUUUAAGGAAAAACAAGAACUCCUCAAAACUCAAAGACAAAGGUCAGCUCGAUCCAGACAGGUAGAAAAAAAUUAAAAGACUGUAAAUAACAUUUUUUAUACAUUUUGUAUCUUUUUCAUUGGAGAUGAAGAAGAAAUCUCUUGUGAUGUUUCUUUUUUUAAUGAUUGUGUCUGUGUGAGGUUGUGAGUGAGGUUGAUGCGAGUGCAGUCUUGUUUGUUGCUGAGGGAGAGAUUUCCCCCACAUAGAGAAAAAAAGUCCCACAAAUCCCUCCCAGUGUUCCUCAGAAAUUUUCCCUCACACCCAUCAACUUUGUGUAUAGUGACAGGGAUCCGGCAAUAGUAUCUGAUGAGAUUAUUGAAACCACAAGACACGUUGAAGGGAAAAUAUCAAAGACGGAUGAAAUGAUUGUAAAUAGAGGAAGAAAAUAUUUUAAGAAAAGAGAUUUGAUGAAACAAGAUGAUUGUGCAGAAAAGAGGGCCAACGUUAAGCUAAAACACCACAUGAAGGUUCAGAGCUCAGCUAUAAAAAUCUCUGUGUCAAAGUAUCAGCUCCGUCUGGAGAUUGUGCUGUUUUUGUGAUCUGCUGUAUAUGAAUGUGACCUUGUCAUCUGUCUGUGUAUCUCUGUGCCUCUGAUUCAGACCAUAUCAGUGGGUUGAUAUUUCAAAACCACCUUUAAAGUUCAGGUGGCUGAAAUCCGUCUGCUUUUUUCGAAUGAAGCUGGUUCAUGUUGCAACCAUUUAAAGCCCCUCAAGCUAUUGAGCACUUUGAUGCAUCGAGACUCAGCCUGCCUCUAAAGAUGCCACAGGAACAGAUGCCGGCAGCAUCCAGCAGACUCAUUUAUAAAAGAUUCUAAUGCAAUUUUUCUUUAAAUUCAAGCCAAAGGGACGGCUGUCUAAAUCAGGGCAAAUACUCCUAUACCUUCCUGUGAUGAUAAUGAAUUGUACAGGGGGAAAAUUCUGAAGAUAUACUUGACUGGUUUGAUAAUUCCUGCUUUAUUUCAUAAAAUGCACCAUGGACACAAGUCUGAAAGGCAGAAUUUGUUUGUCACUGAAGCCCUAGAUCUGUGGUUUGUAUUUGAUUUUGAUUUGGAAUGAAGGGGAGUUGAUCAUCAAGUGUCCCGUCUCUAGGUGCUUUUCAAUCACAUGAACUUUCCUGAGGAACUAGGUACCUUUUGAAGAACUGCAUGUUGGCAGCAACCAGGGUCUAAAUUGAGUUCUGCUGUAGAUAUUCUACCCCUCAAAGAGUCCUUGCUUAAACUAUGAGGGUUGGGGCUGCAAUGCUGAACAUUUCUGCUUGGUUACUAGCACAGUGACUCUGCCAGUGACUUCACCCCCAUAUUCCACAUACUCUGUCUGCCAAGCAAUCUGCACUGCCAAAAUGAAUCAAUCUAUGUAGAGUAGAUUGAUACGGACAGGAGGAGGAAUGUGCGAAGUAUCCAGUCAAUUUUAAAACAGAACACAACGCACAGACUCCCCUGUAUCUCAUCACUGGAUCAACAUUACGUCCUAUCCAAUCAGAUGGUCACAGAAGUAGCACAAUGGUAUGGAUAAAGAAAAGUUAACUUUUGAGGUGGAAAACCACAGGAUAUUUUACAAAACUACUCCUUCUUUAUAGAAACUAUAAACCUUAUUACGUCCUCAUGUACUCACCCAUGGUAGAACAAAAAAAAAUCACAGAAUGAUGUCAAGGUGAACUGCAGAUCAGCAUCAUUAAGGCAAAGUAAUCAAUUGCUUAUGCACCAUUCCUGUGCAAUCUUGUAGUUUUCCUGUGAUCAUGUGAUCUCAUCUCUAGCAGCUUGAGGCUGAGCUCUGCGGCGCACCGCUCCAGUAACUCAUCCAGUGGGCAAGGUGCGCAUCAUCAUUGGAGCUAAUGCACGCCCAGAACAAAGUGCAGGCAGAGUAUGCAGAAUUUGAGGGUUAGAUGACCACACAGAUCAUUAGCAUUGUAACAGUCAACAUAAGGUCAGAUUUAGAGCCAAAGAGGUAUUUCACAGAAGAGAAGAAACAUCUUCAAGAACCUUAAACAAGUCCAGUUGCCCUCUUUGGAUCAAGCUUUAGAUAACCUGGAUGCCAGACCUUUAAUGAGAUGGUUUCCAUAUGGUUUAUUGUAGAUAUUGUGUCUGUCCUUUGACCCAGACCCUUCUUUACAGUACAUCCAAAUAUAGACAAAGAAAAAUGAAAAUCACAAAUGAUAGAAUUAGAAUUAAAACUACAAAUAGAGUUUCUGGUUAAAAAUAUCUGACAAUUACAUUAGGUCUGUUAAAUAUUUGAUCCUAGGCAUUUAAAUUUGUAAAUGAUCUGAUAGUACAUAAUAUCAGACUUUACUGUCUUCCUGAAACCUGGCUGUGUCAGGAUGCCUGAUUUGCCUGAUCUUCCCAGGACUUAAGACCCUGGUGGAAACACGGGCAACACUGGGCCAAAGGAACCAUGUAGCUCCUUGUGCAGUAGAUCCUGGACCUUCUUCGUUCUGGGUGGUUUCAUAGGUUGUUUCCACCGGGCAGUCUGGUUCCAUUUGGUAUGGUACACAUUUGCAUUUCCAUCAUCAAAAGUUGGAUAUCACUCUCCUUUUUUGGCACCCUUCCAUAGGGGUACCAAGCUUAUCUAUCUGUCCCUGAACGGUGGAGCUACCCACACAAUAGGCACUCUGCAGUUUGCUGAUUGGUCAAAAGAAUCAUCACUUCCCACAAGACAGCUGUAAUACACACAACAAUGUGUUUAAAUAUCACAUGGAUUUUGAAAAGAAUAUAAUCAGGACACAUUUUUUUAAUCAACAAUAUCUGCACAUAAAACAACCCCAUGGACAACCUCGGCAUUUCUUGGCAAUUGUCAGUGACAAGGAGGUGCAGAGGGAAUUUGACGGAGCUGUGAGGCAAAAGAAAGUGUUCCAGCUGGUGGUGUAGCCUUGCCAUCUAGCUUAUAACACCACCCACCAAGUGAGGCUACAGGUGUCUGUGGAAACAAAACUAUUUCAGGGUUUACCAUACCAAACUGUACUCAAUCAACCAGACCACCUGGUGGAAACACAUCUUUGGUUGAAAAGUUCCUAUAGAGACCCUUUUUAACAUACCAAGUUUAAAUUUUACCCCAAUGUUUCUGCUCAUGUUUGUAUCACGAAUCCCAUGCCAGCAGUCUUUACCUGCUUGCCUGAGCAUGGUUGCUUGACAAUUCAAUAUAUCCUUCUUCAAUACAAAAUUUCAAAGGAAGCAGGCACAUGAGUCUUGACGUUUCUCUCCAGCUGUCAUUGAUGAGGUGGUUGACACCAGAGCACAUCAAGGUAGCUUUGUUGUUUGUACAACGAUGAGGUUUCUUGAAAGAUACAGUGCUGCUUCUGCUGCGACAGUUAGCCUGAGUAGAUGUCAGGAUGUCAGUUGUGUCAGCGCUAAAAGCCUCUAAGUGGUUUUGAGAUGCAGGUCUUUCCAUCAGCAGCUGCUCCUUUUGCACAGCUGUUGUAGCGAGCACCGAGUUCAGGCAGUAAGGUAACAACAUGCAUGCAUUAGUAAGCGACAGAGGCAGGAAUACUAUCUACAUCUGACUCUAAAGGGAAUAAGGAUGUCAAACAAAAGUGUUUUUUUGAAAGGACAGAACAGAAGUGGAUCUGAAAAAUGAUAGCUGUGCUUUUUGGGAGGUUUGGGAAAAGUGUUGUCUGAGAUUCCUUGAGCAGUGAUACUUGUGACAGUCCAAAAAUAUAUCAGCAACAAGGGAAGAAGGCAGCAAAGAAAAAGACAGAAAAACAUCUCAACAAGCACAAGAAUAAAUCCUGAGGUACAAAAAUGAAAAAUGUUGGAAGGAGAACGAAUUGGGUCAGAAACUAUGACUGUGAGCUGAUCGUAUCUGCAGGGAGGACAGCGUGGACACUACUCAUCACAGAGAAAGAAAAAACAAAACACAUCCACAAAUACACACAUCCCACACACCUAGCCAACGCAUAUCUCCCAUCUCUGACCACUGCUCUGACACCCUGGGAUUUAAUGUGACAAGUGAACCUUUUCAUGACAGUAGUAUUGCCAAAAAAGGCUCCUGCAGGGAACGUAAUCCAGUAGUCCUUUAAAGAGACAGCACACCUUAGAAUAAUCUGACUUUGAUUCCUUCUUUUCAUCCAGCUGCUCCAUAUAUUUAUUUUUCUUCACAGAUUUGUUUAUCUUCAACUGACAGUACCUUUAACUUGUACAGACAUGAGAUUUAUUUUACUUAUUGAUUAUUUAUUGACAUCGUGUUGAUUAUUUACAUCACCAUUUUGUAUGAGAGGUUGUUGUAAAGAUGUGUGUGGGUUUAUUGUCCAAAUGUUCCAUUUUUCACAUGUAAUGUAUCUCUAAAUGCACAGAAGGAUGACAUAAAAGAAGGGAUGUGAAGAUGAAGAAGUUUGUUUACACCUAGUAUAGCAGUAUGAUCAUAUCACGUGGCUUUUGAGCAUUUUGGUAUGUUUUGUUUAUCCAACAAUGACAGUAAAAUCUUGGGUAGUUAAUCAAAAACAGAAAUUUAAGGUCUUUAUCAGUAAUCUCCAAACAAAGUUACACUAAAAGGGCAAAAGUAUUUGGCUUUCUGACCCUUACACAAGCAUGGACUGUAAUGGCAUUGUUAUGUACUUUAAUAUGGAGUUGCCCCCCCACCAUUUUGCAACAGCUUCCACUCUUCUUCGAAGACUUUCUUCAAGAUUUUUGCAUGUGUCUGUGGGAUUUUGUGCCCAUUUGUUCUGUAGAGCAUUUACGAGGUCAGGCACUGGUGCUGGACAAGAAGGCCUGGCUUGCAGUCUCCAUUCCAGUUCAUCCUAAAGGUGCUUGAUGGGGUUGAGGUCAGGGCUCUGUGAACACAUCAUCAAACAAUGUCUUAAUAGUCCUUGCUUUGUGUACUGGGGACAGUCAUGUUGGAACAGAAAAGGGCCUUCUCCAAACUGUUGCCACAAAGUUAGAAUCAUAGCCUUCUCCAAAAUGUCUUGGUAUGCUGAAGCAUAAAGACUGCCUUUCCCUAGAGAUCAGGGGCCUAGCCCAAACCCUGAAAAACAGUCCCAUACCAUUGUCCCUCCUCCACCAAACUUUACAGUUGGCACAAUGCAGCCAGUAAGGUAACGUUCUCCUGUCAUCAGCCAACCCAGUGUGCUUCACACCACUUAAUCAGAUGCUUGGCAUUGGACUUGGUGAUGUGAGGCUUACAUGCAACUGCUCGGCCAUGAAAUCAUUCUAUAAGAUUCUAGCUGCUCAGUUUUUGUGCUUAUAUUAAUGCCAGUGGAAGUUCGGAACAAUCUUGAAUCACCAGAGCGUUGGCGACUUUCACGCCAGAGUCGAUGACCCCACUCUGUGAUUUUACAUGGUCUUCAGUUUUGUGGCUGAGUUGCUGUUGUUCCUAAACGCUUCCAUUUUAUAAUAAUAUCACUUACCAUUGACUGUGGAAUAUCCAGCAGAGAUGAAAUUUCACUAACCUCUUGCUUCUAAAGUGGCAUCCAUCACACUACCAUGCUUGGUCACUGAGCCUUUCAGAAAGGUUCAUUUUGUAUCACAAAUGUUUGCAAAUGGAGACUGCAUGGCUGGGUGUUUUUACACCUGUAGCAACGGUUCUGAUUGAAACACAUUUAUUCAAUAAUCAACAGGUGUGCCCAAGUACUUCUGUCCAUAUAGUGUAUCUAACAUAUCAGAAUUGAAAGUUGAUUACUGAUCAUAAAUGUGCAGAAAUUUUGCAUGUAAAACCCUUUUCCUCUCUCACUGUAGUAACAGGGAAAACUCCAGCGUCAGGUUAAUCUUGUUCCAGUGAAAAAGGGAGUGUCACUAAUGAGAACAGUCCAAAGACUUCAGAGACUCGAACGCUCUGAUGGCCUCGGACCAGAAAAACAGGAAAAAUAAAGAAUAAAGGGCAAAAACUGACAGAAGAAAGGAAACAGGGAGAGAGAUAGAGAAGGAGGAGGAGGGAUGGGAGUUGUCUUUGUUAGAUUUGUGUUCAUUAUGGGAUGCCUUCUAUCCGGCUGUCUGCAAGGGACAAUGGCAUGGAAACAGCUGUUCCUCUGUUACCACGGA